Hemicordylus capensis (graceful crag lizard) is the source of this 1585-nucleotide messenger RNA. RefSeq names its product BCL2 interacting protein 1 (gene BNIP1). The transcript has 6 exons. Gene Ontology annotation, biological process: retrograde vesicle-mediated transport, Golgi to endoplasmic reticulum. The record is from RefSeq and is a predicted model, not a curated record. Gene Ontology annotation, molecular function: SNAP receptor activity. Gene Ontology annotation, cellular component: SNARE complex; endoplasmic reticulum. NCBI's taxonomy places the organism in Eukaryota, Metazoa, Chordata, Lepidosauria, Squamata, Cordylidae. The coding region runs from base 448 to 1134 and encodes 228 amino acids.
GAAGGAGAAGCCUCUGCUUGUUUCCAAGGAAGGAAGGGCCGAGAAUUCAGUGCGCCGAGGACCCCGCCACCAGCAAGGGCCGCCCGGGGCGGGAGCAAUUCCCCAAGCUGAACACCAGCCUGUCCCGCCCCCGACGCCGGACUAGGUAGGAAGGACGAGACUUCCCCAGUCCGCGCCUUCGGUUCCGCGGCCCCGUGGCAGGGUCUGCUGCAGCUGGCUUGGACGCCGGGCACGACCCGAGCGGCAGCUCUUCGCGCCAUCCCGGCCGACACACGGACGGCUUCCUGCUGCAUUCGGCCAGCCGCGGGGGCUGCCGGUGCCCGGCCAGGCGGAGCGGCCGCGGUGAGCUCCGUCUCCACGUGACGCGUCUUGCGGGGGGCGGGGCAGAGAAGUCGCGUUUCGAAACUCUCGCUCACCCAUUCGCUCGCCGUAGUAGUCGAUCCCAACAUGGCUGCUGCCGGUGACGUGCCGGUCCGAGUUUGCAACCAGGAGAUCGUCAAGUUCGACCUGGAGAUUAAAGCUGCGGUGCAGGAUAUUCGGGAUUGUACAGGCCCUGAAAGCACACUAACAGAAAUGAAUGCCAAAGUGAAGGAGAAGUUUCAGCAUCUACGGCUUAGAAUACAGGAGCUUGAACAGAUGGCUAAGGAACAAGAUAAAGAGUCGGAAAAACAAGUUUUGCUUCAAGAAGUAGAGAAUCAUAAGAAGCAAAUGCUCAGCAAUCAGACAGCCUGGAGGAAGGCAAAUCUAGCUUGCAAAAUUGCCAUUGACAAUGCUGAGAAAGAUGAAUUGCUACGAGGAGGAGACCCUUUAAGACAAAGGAAAACUACUAAGGAAAGCUUGGCAGAGGGGGCCAGUAAGAUCACAGAGAACCUGAUGGGUAUUAGCAGGAUGAUGUCUCAGCAGGUCCAACAGAGUGAGGAAACUAUGCAGACCCUCGUGAGUUCUUCACGAACCAUCCUGGAUGCAAAUGAUGAAUUCAAAUCCAUGUCUGGGACAAUACAGCUGGGACGGAAACUCAUUACCAAAUACAACCGCAGGGAGCUGACUGAUAAACUGCUCAUCUUUCUUGCCCUUGCCUUGUUUUUGGCCACUGUACUUUACAUCCUGAAGAAGAGACUGUUCCCCUUCCUGUAAAAUUCCCAAGUGGAGAGAAGGAAAUAUAAAAUUGAAGAAAAGGAAAUGGAGGAUUUCUUACAAGAACCUGACACUUUUCUGAUGGAGAGAAAAUUCAGGAAGAUAGACCUCUAUAAUAUAUAAACAAAAUAUACUACCAGUCUGUGAAGAUGUAAGCUUACUUUAAGUGAGCUGAAUGAGCUACAGGUAGAGCCAGGAAUGGUAAGAGUGGGGCUGGCAGAGAGAGAGAAACUGAUCAGAUGCCAGUUUUAAUGGUGCGUUACAUUCAGCCUGUCUCCCAUCUUGGCCUGUAACAUGUAUUCCGCUUUCUUCCUCAGAGAUCACAUCAGAAGUUUCCCUGACAAGAUUAGUUGCGAUGCUGAUCUAAAUCAAGCAAGGCAUGGAAGAAGUGGGAAGAUAUUGCAGAAAAUACAUUUAGAUGCAUUCCUUUAAUAAAUUGUAUUUGAAUACA